AUGGCACUAAUCAGUGACGCGAAGAUCAUUAACAUUACGAACAAGUUGGGCAGCAAGAAGACGCUGAUAGUCCACUGUGAAUCCGUAGACGACGACCUCGGGGCCCUCGCCGUGAACUCCGGCGACGUCUACCACUGGGAUUUCGAGGACAGCUCCCUUUUCCGACAGGUGGUUUUUUGGUGCCGCCUCGCGUUGGAAGAUGGCCGUCUUUCCUUUGUGGCGUACAUUGAACGAGAAGACGGUGGUGGGUACGCAGUCAUGGGGUACGAUGUCAACGAAACUGGGCUUUAUGGCCCUAACAUCGUCCGCUGCCUCGACGACGAUUGCAGCUUCGAGAGGGGCCAAAACCUUCACAAUUUGUUCCUCGGAGGCAGCCUCCGAUCACACCAAGAAUCCUGUCGGAGAUUGCCGAAAUCGGUAGUCAAGAGUUACAAAAAAUCGAUUCUCAAGGGUUUGGAUCACAUCCACGACAUAGGAUUCAUCCACUGCGAUGUUAAGCUGCAGAACGUGUUGAUGUUCGAGAAUGGGGAAGUUAAAAUUGAGGAUUUCAAAUUGGCGAUGAGAACAGGAGGGGAAGAAAAGGUGAAACCGGGGAGGAAGGUGGAGAUUCGGGGCACUCCUCUGUUCAUGGCGCCGGAAUCGAUAAACAGUAAUGUCUACAAGCCGCCGUGCAAUAUCUCAGAUCUGGGUUGCGCCGUCAUCGAGAUGUUGACCCGCACUUGGAUCUGCAAGUCGGCGGCGGCGGCGACCCUCGCCCGCCCAUCCUCUUCUUGUUGA
Linum tenue is the source of this 777-nucleotide messenger RNA. The record is from the annotation of a GenBank genome assembly. NCBI's taxonomy places the organism in Eukaryota, Viridiplantae, Streptophyta, Magnoliopsida, Malpighiales, Linaceae.